AUGAAGCCCAAGAAGCAACAGUCGGCGGACAGGAAGCAGUCCCAGAGUGGUGCCGUAUCGGCGCCCGGUACGCCAGCGGCAACGACCGCCGCUGCAGACACGGGAACAACGGCAACGGUACCGGGAAGCGUGGUGGCCACCGCGACGCCCACCUCCACACCGGUUACUGCUACGCCGUCCACCGCCAAGAAACCGGUGAAACGUCUUCAAUCAAAAGCCAAAGAAGCGUCCUCGACGGAACCGACGGCCGGCGCCGCUGGGGCCGGUGCCAAAUUGUCAGAGAAACUUCCAACCACCACUCAACCGGUGGCCGGACCGGUAACGGGAGGUUCCAGCACGCAAUCGAAUAAAUCGAAAUCGAGCGGUGGCUCCAUGGCGAUUGUGGCGAAAACGUUUCACCCUCCAAUGGGCGAACCAGCGCAGCAACCGCAGGUUAGCGGUGGACCGGAAGUGGUGACAUCAUCGAAAUCCGCAGCUACCACCGCGACCGGUGGUGGAAAGACGGCGAAGGCGUCGAAGAGCGCGAAAGCUAUCGAUCCGUCCGUCAGCUCACCUGGUGAUCCGAAGAAGAAGACAACGCCGGCGAAGACCGCAGCGGGGUCGGCGAAGAAGACGGCCACGCCGACGGACAGUGGCAAACAGCGGAGACAGUCUGCAGCUGGUCAGUCCGCGGCGGCGGGUCCUGCGGCCAAAUCGGGUGGCCCACCGGAUCUGGCGUCACCGGCUGCUGAUCGGUUGCGCGAGAAGGAGAAGAAGAUCCAGAAGGAGCUGAAGAAUCUCGGCGUGUCGGACAAGACGCUGCACCAGAUUGAUGCCGCGUACCUGCUGGCGGACGAGUCGGUCAAUCCGUCCAUCAGCGAGAUGGUGAAGACGAAGUCGCGUACCACGGUGGCCCACGCCAAAUACGGCACGGACUCGCACUUGAGCCCGGGAACGAUGGGUGCUUCGGGCAGGAAACCAUCGUUGACCACGGAGGACGGGCCGACCGUGGGGACGCCCGGGGACGCUGACGAAAAGCCCCACAAGGAAGCGACUUCCGGUGGAAAGGUGAAAAAAUCCGUCACGAUCAAGCUGGACGAAGAUAAGCCCCCGCCGGUGAAGGGUAAGGCUCCGAAGGGGGGUGGUCGCAAGGGGGAAGAAAAAACUCCUCCCGGGCCACAGCCAACCGCGGAAGGGGCUGGCAAAGGUAAGGCGGCGGCCACCCCGAGAAGCUCAAAGUCCCAAAAGAAGACCCCGGAGACGAAGCAGCAGUCGCAGCAGCAGAAAAAGGCGGCCACCAGCGAGAAGGGGCUCACGGAACAACGCAAGUCAGCCUCGGGGGAUUCGGGUGUCACCAAACAGGUUAGUUUUGAGGCCGGGCGGGGCAGCUCGGUGGAGCACGAAGAUCACGAGGAGAAGAACGCCGCGGUCCAGAUUCAGAUCGAUAGCAUCGUGAAAGCGCUCGAGCGGGAAGAUAGCGACACCGGUGGCGCCGGUGGUGCGAAGAAGGACACCGGGGAGCAAGCUGAUAAGAGGAACGAUUCCACUUCCGGCGUUGCCCAGGGGAAAGGUGCGGAAGUGAAGGUGUCGACACCGGCGGGUGGCGGCACCAAGAAACCAGCCGAACCGAAGCCGGCUCGCAAGCCGGCCCUUAAGAAGGACACCGGAUCAUCGAAAGGGGCAGGCGAAAAGAAGAAGGGUGGCGGGGAGAAGAAAGAGGUUACGUUUAAGGAGCAACCGCCGACGUCGCCGGCCAAGCGGAAGUACGUGAAGAAACCGAAACCGGCCGGCGAAAAGAAGCCUCCUGCGGCGAAGGCGGCGAAACCGAAACCGGCAGCGACCGGCAAAUCGAAGGCUUCCGGUGGCGGUGGCAAGACAACGGCGGCCGGCAAGGCGAAGACGGAACCGAAAGGAACUGCUAAGCCGUCAACCGUGGCCGAGCCCACGGUGCAAAACGAAUCCAGCCCCAAACCCGCGGACGGGAAUGAUCCGAUACCAGUGGAGGAGCCCGCACGAAGCGAACCUUCGGAAGUGGCCAUCACCACGCCCGUGAAAAUCUCAAUGGAAUCUCAAAAAUCUCAGGAGCCUCCAACGGUGCCCGCUAGUGGUGGAACAUCGUUGGCACCGACCAUAGCACAGUCCACCCACCGGGACCGAUCCUCGACGGAGAACGACGACGAUGUGCCACUGAAACAGCUUCAGGCGAAGACCCAGUCCAUCGGACCGACCAAGCAACCGGAGACGCACUCCGCCACGGUGGAACCGGAGGUGGUUCCGAGCAAACCAAAUGGAGCUCCUGUCGCCACUGCUGCUGCUGCUGCCGCCGCUGGUCCCAUCCUAGCCGGACUGCUGAAAGCGGGCGGUUCCGGUGCUAAAGCAGCCAAACGUCCGUACGUCCGGAAGAACCCGAACCCGCCCGGUAAAGGAGCGAAACCCGUGCCCGGUGGAUGUGGGACGCAGGGCGCGAAGGCAGACCAGCGGAAGGCACCGGAGAAGAAGGACGUGUACGACUUUGACGACUCCGAGAGCGAAAUCGAGGCCCCGGUCAAGGCGGGAAAGCCGAGCUUCAAGCGCAAAUCGUCCGUCGACCUGUGCCAAUCGUCGCGCGAGGAUAUCUCCCAGCCGGCGGAUGACCCGGCCAAGCCCAAGGAGCCACCGCGGGGGCAGGAUGCAGUGGAGGCCAAGCCCCAGGAGGCGGAACCGAAAAAGGAGCUCCGCAGUGGUUCGUCCUGCUCGCCGUCCUCCGGCUCGGAUGCGGAAGAUGGUCGCCCACUGGACAACUUGGUGGUGCCGGAGGCGAAGGUGAAGAAAAAAGCGCCCCCGAGAAGGGUGAAACAUGAGACGCGGGAGUCCCGUUCGUCCGACAACGAGGACGAAGAGGGCGACCCGGGUGACGAUGCGGAAGAUGAGGAUGGUGAGGAGCAGGAGGAUGAGGAGGACGACGAGGAGGACGAGGAAGACUCGGACGGAUGUUCGUCCGGCGACACCGUGCGGACCCGGAUCGCCAAGAAGCGCCAGUCGGCCAAGAAGCGCAACCUGAAGCUGUACGGGUUCUGGUCCGGACCGAAGCGGCACCGGGUGGCGUCGCUGAAUGCGAUUGCCAAGGUACACUGUCUGUACGAGAACGAGCGGCCCGCGUUCGACGCCAGCCUGAUGGUCCGCCAGUCGAGCGGAUCGCGGGUCAUCCGAACGAUCACCAAGGACGGGGAGCGCAUAAAGAAGGAGCGCAUCUGCGACGACGAGAGCGCCGAAGGGGGCGACGGAGACGGGGGCCGCCUGUCCGGUGGCGAUGGGGCCAGCGAAGACCAGGACGUCGGCAAAGGCGGCACCGCGCCGUCGGACCGGAAGGGGGCCGGUGUGAAGCAGGAGCGAAAGUCGGAGCCGCCAGCCGCCAGCGAGCGGGCGGCUGAACCGAAGGGAACGAAGGUGAGCGUGAAGGUGGAACCGGCCAAGAAGGAACCGGCGAGCGACCCGGAAAGCGACUCGUCCGAAGAGGAACCGGUUGUGACGAGAACGUUACGGUGCGUCCCGGGAUUGCGCGGAGCCGGGAAACACUGGGACCCGGACGCGUCCAGCAUGGAGUCGGACAUCGAGCAACUGCCGGACAGUGACGAAACCUACGCCCAGGGCAAGGACACGGAUCCGACCCGCAAGCGGAAACUAAGGAAGAAGGCCGCGGCUCGCAAGAGCAAGGCGAAGCAGGCGGCGCUGGCCAAACAGGAGAAGGAUAAAGACAAGGCAGCCGGCAACGAAAAGCCGGAAAAGGCACCCCCGAAGCCGCCUGUGAAGAAGAUCAAGAAGGAACUGAAGGCGCUGUUGACGGACACAGAGCGGCAGGAUGACGGGGCGGCCAGUUCCGAGUCAUCGACGGGCUCGGAGAAGGCGGCCACCACGGCGGCGGCCAAAUCGAAAGAUGAUGGUGCGAAGAAGCGCAAACGAGAGCCGAAGGUGGAGCGGGCCGCGAACGAGGGGGUCACCGACUACACGGAGUAUAUCGGCAAGAAGCGGAUGGCGAGCCUCAAUGCGACCGCCAUGCUGGCGGCCACCUACGAAGUGCAGCGCACCCUCUACCGCAACACCGACUCGAGCGACUCCGAGUGUUCGGCCGCCGAGAAGGCGCCCAAGUCGAAGAAGGCCAAGGAACAGAAGGAUCAAAAGGAUGCGGCGAAGGCAGCAGCGUUGGCAACGGCCGCCGCCGCUGCCGCUGCCGCAGCGGCCGACGCUAGAGAAAAGAAGGAAGCGGCCGCUAAGGAGCCACCACCGGCGAACGUGGAGGAACCCUCGACGUCGUCGUCGUCCGCCGCUGCGCAUCACCACCAACAGCAGCAGCAGCAGCAGCAAGAAGUGCUGGCCAAGAAGAAGAAAGUGGUCAUCAAGACGGAGCCGAUGCGCGAUCGCAAGGACGAUCCGAUGGAGGUGAAGCGUGAAAUCGAAGAGCCGCGACCGGUGUCGAGCAAUUUGGUUAUCGCGCAGGACACGGAAGUCACGAUUACCGGCGUGUACGUUAAUUCCACGCUCGGCACCAACCAGGAAGCGUACUGCAAGAUGCAGUACCGCGUACAGCAGAGUGUCACCGAGGAGCGGCUGGUACGCCCGGGUGAUGGUGCCCCGCCCAAGUCCUACACUCCGCUGUCGGCCCUCUCCAGUAUGCGCCCACCGAACGAUCAAAGUUUAUCAACGCCGCCGCUGUUCGUGCCACCGGCCCAGUGCGACUCCCCGUUGCUCGGUCCACCGCGCCCGUCCUUCUACCCACCACCAACGUCGUCCUCCGGAAGCUCGAGCGCCUUCUGUGCCCCGUUGCCGCACGAUAGUCCAGGUACGUACCGCACCACACGGUGA
This is a messenger RNA of Anopheles bellator, 4818 nucleotides long. Its product is annotated as mucin-19-like. NCBI's taxonomy places the organism in Eukaryota, Metazoa, Arthropoda, Insecta, Diptera, Culicidae. The record is from RefSeq and is a predicted model, not a curated record. The transcript has 7 exons. The coding region runs from base 1 to 4818 and encodes 1605 amino acids.